GCGGUGCAUAGUGGGAGUAUCCGUGCGAUGCUGAAUCAGUGCAGGAGCGGAGGAGCAGAGGAGGCUGAAAAUGGUGCAGCAUCAACUAGGGGAAGAGGCGCAGCGGUCGCGCCAACGGAAUUAUGCGGCUCUCCUUAAACUCUCACUUUGAGAUUUUACUCCGACGACAGAAGAACAGGUAAAUGGCAGGGUUUGGUAAAGUUCUGGCCAGCCGAUGCAGUGCGUAGGGCCCGUUGUCCACGGCGACGAAAACAUGAACGGGGCGGGGGAGCAAGUCGACAUCUUGCCCCCCAACUGCUUGGUGAAAGAGCGCUGGAAAGUGCUGAAGAAGAUUGGGGGUGGAGGGUUCGGGGAGAUAUAUGAGGCCUGCGACCUGUUGUCACGGGAGAAUGUGGCUCUUAAAGUGGAAUCCGCCCAACAGCCCAAACAAGUGCUAAAGAUGGAGGUUGCUGUGCUAAAGAAACUACAAGGAAAGAAUCAUGUUUGCAAAUUUAUUGGAUGUGGAAGAAAUGACAAGUUCAAUUACGUUGUCAUGCAGUUGCAGGGAAGGAAUCUGGCUGAUCUCAGGAGGAGUCAGCCUAGAGGGACGUUCAGUAUGAGCACGACUCUACGGUUGGGGAAACAGAUCCUGGAGUCCAUUGAAGCCAUUCACUCUGUGGGCUUCCUGCACAGAGACAUUAAACCUUCUAAUUUUGCCAUGGGCCGAUUGCCGUCUACCUGUAGGAAGUGUUACAUGCUGGACUUUGGUUUGGCACGACAGUACACUAAUACAAAUGGGGAGGUGCGGCCACCCAGGACGGUGGCUGGGUUCAGAGGAACAGUACGCUACGCUUCCAUUAACGCUCAUAAAAACAAGGAAAUGGGUCGUCAUGAUGAUUUGUGGUCGUUGUUUUAUAUGCUGGUAGAGUUUACUGUUGGACAGUUACCAUGGCGUAAGAUAAAAGAUAAGGAGCAGGUGGGACAGAUUAAAGAGCGCUAUGAGCACAGGAUGCUGUUGAAACACAUGCCCGCUGAGUUUCAUGUCUUCUAUGACCAUGUGCUGGAUUUGGAUUAUUUCACCAAACCUGAUUAUCAGUUGCUAAUGUCAGUAUUUGAAAACAGCAUGAAAGAGAGAGUGAUAACAGAAAAUGAGCCGUAUGACUGGGAAAAAUCUGGAACAGAUACGGCCCUCCCCACCAGCACACACACACCACCGCAACAAAACACACGGCAAACUGCUGCCAUCGUGGGGGUGGUGAAUGUGACACUUGUAACUGGUGAAUUACCGAGGGAAAACACUGAUGAUGUUCUGCAAGAUGAACAAUUAAUUGAAGAUGACCAAGAGAACGCCCCACCUGCUUUGAUACCCAGGAGGCCUAGCGAACCUGCUCCAGCCCCACCUGCUGGUGAAGGAUGGGAUGAAACUGACUUCAAUCGUAACAAACUCAGGAUCAGCAUCAGUAAGACACAAGUAGCAUCAGAGGAUGGGGAAGAGCCUGCCGGAGGAGGGAGGUCAGUUUCCCCAGCGAGGGGCGGAGAAGCAGACGCUCAGGCCCGCCCUCCAAGGUACCGGAGAGUAAACAGCCCAGAAUCAGACCGCCUGUCUGCUGCAGAGGAUAGAGGAGAUGGUGCAGAUAAACGCUCUCGUUUGGACAUGCUGGGUUCUCCAUCCAGGCACGUCUAUUCUUCCCAGCCUGCUCAGAUGUUCUCUUUAGACGCAGGACAGGGAGAAAGACUGGCCGGUGGCCGCCAUGAUGUCUCUGCAGACGGUGACCAGGAGGCCCACAGCAAUGCCUUCAUCCGCUCAGUCCCGCUGGCAGAAGAGGAGGACUUUGACAGCAGGGAGUGGGUGAUGAUUGAUAAAGAAACUGAGUUGAAAGACUUCCAUCCUGGGGCAGAGCCCACCACCUCAGGCACCACAGAUGAGGAACCAGAGGAAUUACGCCCUCUUGAGGACCAUGAGGAGAGAAGAAGAAGAGGAGCGGUGCAUGGGAUGGGUGGAGCUGAGGCUGUUGUACGACCCAAAACUCAACGUGGGAUGAUGAUUGUAGCAGAGGAGCAGGGGCUGGGACCAAGCCCCGCCCAUUCACCUUGUCACUCGUUGCCUCAAACCUGCCCAAGAAGGAGCGAGUCGGAGCCGUUUGGACCUGAUGGCCCGGAGAUCGCAGUGGCUGAACCUUCACCGUCGUCCUCUCAGAUGCGUAUGAAGCGAGUUGACUUUGUGUCCGGUGUGUUGAUGUUUGACGAUCUCAGAGAGGAGGGUGCAAAGAUUGGAGGUUCUGGCAGUGACGGAAGCCCGCGCAGUAGUGAGGGAAGUCCUGAGGGCGCUGCGUCUACCCUACUCGCCCCCGCCCACCGGGACCACGACCAGGAAGAGGGCUCACGCACGCUGGUGCUUGUGUCUGCUGGUAACGGGCAAGUCUCACCUGGAGACGGGCAGGGAACACUCGCCGCAUUGACACCACAGGGAGAGCGGCCCGUACCAGAUGAAUCCGAACCCGGUACUCUUUCCUCUGUUAUUAGGUCUGAGCCCAGACCUAUCAUCAUGACAUCUGCAGCUGUAAUCACCAGCGGUUCUUGCUCGCCGCCUUUCACCAAGGUGGAACGCACUUUCAUCCACAUCGCUGAGACAACACAUCUCAAUGUCAUGACAGCCAGACAUCGCCCGCCUGGACUGGAUGAGUUGAUACCUAAGUGUGAGGCGACGGGUGGAGAGAAAGAGGAGAGGGAAGGGGUCAGUGAACGAAAGCAAAAGGAGAGCAAUAGAGAGAGGAUUACAGUAGAACAGGAAGAGAAUGAGAGGAAAAAAGAAGAAAGUGAAGCUGAGAAUGGCAGACAGGCUGAAGAAAAGGUAAAUAAAAGUGGCAGAGAGGAAGCAGAGACUGUGUUUUUAGCUGAGUCACAUGACCAGCCAGAGACUACAGCCAUUGAAGAGGAAGUCUCCAGAGAAACCAAAAUGGAAGUCGGACCAGAAGGUGUCGUGCCAGAAGUAGACCUGCAAAGGGAACAGGAGCAGGAAGAGUGUCAAUCUCCGACCCCUGAACAAAAAAGAGAUACAGAGGUGGAGGAUGAGAAGGACAUGUCUCCACCGGAGGGGGAGUCACCCAAUAGAAAGCCACUCCCACAGAGGCGGAGCCGUAUUCCUGUUCUUAUGUCGGAGGAGGAAACGGGCUCAGACAAGUCAUCGCAGAGUCAGGAGCAGUUGCAGCGAACUCGCAAAAGCCGACAACAACAGCUGGCUCGCCUCGUUCUGGAGCGUAAACAAACACAUCUGAUUCGUUCUCGCUCCGCCUCCUCGCCCUCCCCGACACUCUCAACCACUGCAUCUGAGGAUGAAACCCACCAAUCAGACGACUCUAAGAGAGGAGAGAGAGGAGCAGAUGGGAGAAUUAGGAGCAGAAUCCCUCGGCCAGUCACACCCAUCAGGGGGUCUUCUGACCAACUGGGGGGCACGACCCUCCUGCAAACCCAGAGAUCUGUGUCUUUCAUUCAAUACAGAACCAAAAGUUAUGUCAAUCCCAGGAUUCAAAAGUCUGCAAGUCUGCACACAAAUAUCCAUCAGCAGCCACCUAAACCUCAGCUCCGCCCCUCUAAAACACUUCCACCCCGUCCUCCAUCUUCAGGCCCCUCCCACUCACAGGGAAGUCGGACCGUCACACGUACAAUUACUCGUACCUUAACUCUUAAUUCCACUCGAAGCUUUAGCACCUCCCCUCGGAGCCACGCCACCUCUCGCACCGACAGCCCCUCGCCUCAGCGCAUUCGCCGACAGCCUAUAGCCAAUGAAACACAACGACAGCCCCAGCAGCCCAGACCUCCUUGCCCGUCGCAGUCCAAAUCCAAACCUCAGGACUCCACCCCCAAAAAGAGCAAAACCCACCCAUCAACCUCAUCUCAAAAAGCGAAGAAAGACCCACCGGACUCAAAGACUACAACGAGAUAAUUACAAUGCAUUGAAGGACUUCAUUCCGCUAGAUGAUCUUCAUCCUCAGCAUCAUCAUCACAAUCACAAUCAUCAGUGUUGGACUGCACCUCUCAUAACACACAACAGAUUCAACCAACCAUGUUCGUUAUUCAGCCAAGUGACUGCAGCAGCUACUGAAAUACCUCUGAUGAGGAGAACCUCUGACAUUUAUUCACACAGUGAGUGUACAAAACUGUGUGAGGGGAGAGCGAGUUGUCAUUAAUGAAGUGUGUUGGACUGAUGAACACACCUCAUAUGCCUUAAACCUGCAAAGGAAAUAAUUGCUGCCAUCACAACAAAGCUUCCACAGGCUCUAUCCUUCUGUCCAUGGCGCUAAUGCCACUAUCAUGUUCAAUAAUACAAUCAAUCACAUUGUAUAAGUUAGAAUCGGGUUUUACUGCAGCUUUAAAGCUUUUAAAUGCAUUACUGUACAUGCCAUUUAUUUUAUUUGAUUAUCACUUCCCAAACUGUUUUUGACUAACAUCACAAUAUCAGAAACUGGAAAAAAGAUAGCUUUAUUUAAACUUACAAAAACCUAAAAUGUAUCAAAUGUCCCAAAUGUACUGAUUACUUAUCUAGUUGGUGUUUGGGACAGCCUUUUAUAUCAACUCAAGUCAAUUACUGUGUGCUAAAAUUUGUAUUUAUCUCAAACAUAAUUAUAAUAAUCAUAUGCACCUAAACUUGGUAGUUCUGUGCAGAAUAUGCUGGGGGGAAAAUGUCAUAUGGUACAUAAAUCUGGUAUUAAUACCUAAAUUUAAUCUUGAUGACUAACGUUGCUGCUACAGUGUGAUGUCAAUCAUAUAAUCAUCUUGGGCCCGCCGACUGUCUGUGUUUCUCUCUCUCUGAUCAAUUCAUCCGUGACACUCGUCUGCUAAAUUUAUAACCGGAUCCCGGACCAGCGGUAUGCAUUUGGAAAUGCUCGUUCUGUUUAGUGUCUGUUGCAAAACUGUAGAUAAUGUAAGCAGUACUUUUGAAAAACAAAUUUAUAUUUUUGUUCCAAAAAAACAACAACAAAAGAUUAAUGGAUAAAAAUAGGAUUAACUUAGUUGCAUUUUUCUCAGUCUCAGACUGAUCUGUAUGCAACUUUUACAGUUCAAAGAACACUGGAGGAAGCUGAGUGAAGGUCAAAGAGAACAUCAAAGCUUCUCAAAAACCACACACACCAAGGAGAAUAAAGCAGCAGGAACCAAUAAUGUGUGUUAAAGCAGCAUGUCUGGGGUGUGUAAAUGUACUCUAGGAUGUUAUUUUUUAUGCAGUACUGCUACUCCCGAGUGUCUACAGCAUGUGUUCAAAGUCAGGUAAUCUGACGUGGAGUUUAAAUGACUAAGGUGCUAUAAGAGUUUUCCUUCAUGCCUGCUCUAGUCAUUGGUGUUUUUCCCCAUCCUGUGCUUGGAAUAAAACCCGAAUAUCCG
This is a messenger RNA of Rhinichthys klamathensis goyatoka, 5355 nucleotides long. It is a transcript of the gene ttbk1b, whose product is annotated as tau tubulin kinase 1b. Gene Ontology annotation, molecular function: protein serine/threonine kinase activity; ATP binding. The coding region runs from base 215 to 3922 and encodes 1235 amino acids. The transcript is spliced from 15 exons. The record is from RefSeq and is a predicted model, not a curated record. Gene Ontology annotation, cellular component: nucleus; cytoplasm. Lineage: Eukaryota; Metazoa; Chordata; Actinopteri; Cypriniformes; Leuciscidae. Gene Ontology annotation, biological process: peptidyl-serine phosphorylation; peptidyl-tyrosine phosphorylation; signal transduction.